This is a messenger RNA of Gongylonema pulchrum, 219 nucleotides long. Lineage: Eukaryota; Metazoa; Nematoda; Chromadorea; Rhabditida; Gongylonematidae. The record is from the annotation of a GenBank genome assembly.
AUGGAGCCAGGCUGUCUCGAUGAAGUGGUUUCGUUUUCGGAGCCAUCAUUGUCUGGUUUAUCAGUUCACUCCAAGAAUCCGUUUCUUCCAAGUGUUUGCUUCAACACAUCCAGUGACUGGGAAGAACUCGUCUCACCCUAUCUGUAUGUUGCCCUAAAGAAUGUCUUUUAUUCUUUCUGUGUUUUCCAAACCAAAUGGACACUUUCAUUUGUGGAUUAA